Molecule: messenger RNA, 1759 nt
Organism: Xenia sp. Carnegie-2017
Lineage: Eukaryota; Metazoa; Cnidaria; Anthozoa; Malacalcyonacea; Xeniidae
Exons: 2
Coding region: 157-1620 (487 amino acids)
Biological process (GO): signal transduction
Source: RefSeq, a predicted model, not a curated record
AGCUCCGUGCUUGACUUGACCUCCGUCACUUCCGUCUUGUUUAUCAACAAAAGAUUCGUGAAAAAGAAUAGUUUUGAAACUUAGGCUUCAUAAAGUACAAGUUGAAUUGUAAAGAAUUAAAGUUGCUGUAGUCUAUCGAAUCGUCGCCUUAAGAAUAUGUUGCGCAGUGAGCGAAACGUAAUCGACAAAUUUGCUGUGGAUUUGAAAAGCGAUGUGCUUCCCAUCGAUCUUCUUCCGUUCUUAACUUGCCUCACUGAGGACGAUCGUGAACAAAUUCAGUGUAAGCAAGAUAGAGAAGGACCCAGAAGUGCCGUGACUAUUUUACUCGACAGACUGAAAAAAAGAGAGAAGGGUUUUGAGCAAUUUCUAAGCGCACUGGAAGACAAUGGUUGUAAACAUCUUCAGAAAAUGCUUUCUCAAGCUCUCCAAAGUGAGCUAGAAAGUAAAGUGGUUCCAGAUGAAAAGCCAAAACUACCUCCAAUGACCAGCAAAGACAAAACAAAUUCAGAUCCACAAUCCAAGUCACUUAAGACACCAACAACAGAAACUUCUAAGCAAUCCUUCAAGACAAGCUCUGUACCUAAAAAGUCUACAAAGAAAAUGCUACCAAAGGAGAAUACAACAAGUCCACCAAAGCCAAAGACCGAUGCCAAAGUGCAAAAUGAAGAACCUUUUGUAAAGUUGGUACGAAAUACAGAAGAUAAAAACAUUCCAAAGGAAAAAUCUGAUGAAGAAUCACAUAACACUACUAUGGGAAACAGUGAUACUGAUUCUAUUUCAAAAUAUGACACAUUUAUUUGUUAUGCAAAGAAAAAUUCUGAUGUUGCUGUAGAGUUAAAGACAUUUCUUGAAAAUGAAUAUCUAAAGGUUUGCAUUGACUUUGAAAACUUUAUUCCUGGUGCAACUGUAUUAGACAACAUUUGUGAGAGCAUUAACUCUAGUGGCAGCACCAUAUUCUUACUCUCACCAGCAUUUCACACAAAAAAAUGGGCAAAGUUUGAACUGGAAAAAGCAAUACUUGAUUACAACAAAUCUCGAGAGCUUGGAAAACUUAAGAAAAUCAUACCUGUCUUGCUUGAAGAAUGUGAGGUACCAAGUGAAUUGGAAAUGUUUACAGAAAUUGACAUGAAAAGAUUUGAUUCUCGUCAAAAAGGUUGGCAAAAGUUGGCUGAAGCCAUUGGACAUAAGUCUUUACAUAGUGAUAACUUAAUUGACAAUGACGCAGUAGUGAAUAAUGUUGAGUCUGUUGAUGAAGAAAUUAGUGAUGAGUUCACUCGUGUUCUUGAUGUUGAUGGCCAAGAAGGUGAGGAAAAAUUACAGGAUGACAAUGUCUCUACUAUAGAAAACGGUUGUCAUAGUGAACUUGAUGAAAAUAAAACAAAUGCUGCUACAUCAGAUGAUCCAUCUGAGAAUGAUGUUUAUGAUAACUUUGAUGAAGAACCCUGCGCGGUUUGUGAUGAUGGUAUUACGGAAAAUGUUGAUGAUAAUAUUGAAAAUGAAGGUAGAAGCAAUGUUGAAGAAAGUGAUCUCAUUGAAAAUGAGAACUCUGAACUUUCUCCUGCUUCCAAUGAAGAUGUGAAAACUAGGAACGUACACCAAAACAACAUUGAAAGUUUAUAAAUUUUACGGGCUAUAAACGAGUCAAAAUUUCAUUAAACAUUUUUACAAUCCUUUGAAGCAGUUGUUUCAUAUACCACUACUUCAAGGGCAAGGAAACAUGGUUUCUAGCUCAUCAAUAAAGUGAUCUUCUUUUUACAAA